Neoarius graeffei (lesser salmon catfish) is the source of this 1665-nucleotide messenger RNA. It is a transcript of the gene otol1a, whose product is annotated as otolin 1a. Bases 1 to 1665 code for a protein of 554 amino acids. The transcript has 5 exons. The record is from RefSeq and is a predicted model, not a curated record. Lineage: Eukaryota; Metazoa; Chordata; Actinopteri; Siluriformes; Ariidae. Gene Ontology annotation, molecular function: protein binding.
AUGGCACUGAAGCUGAACAGCCUGUUAUUGGACAGACCCGAGGGAGCGCAGAGGCCCAGGCUGUUAAAAGGUGGUGGCUGCAAUGUUGUUCCCUCUCAGGUUAGGAAGACGACGGAGAACCAAGACACCAGAAGAAGUUAUAAGCUGCUGCUCAUCACCAUCAUCAACAAAAUGACCAGUUCAAUCCACCUGGUCAUCCUGGUGAUGGCUUCAACGGUGGCAGCAGUGGCUGAGGCGUCAGCACCCAGGAAUCCACAGCGACUUCGGUCUAAGCCUACUAAGAAGCCUCCUCAGAGUGGGGAAUCUUCUUCAGUGACGCCUACACGCCUGGGUGGCCGCUUCACCACCACCAUGGUUCCGAUCCCUUCCAGCAGCGCCUUGCCUGAGGACAUCACGGAGUCCAUAACAGAUUCAUAUUCAUCUUUCACUGAGAGCAGCACCUACUCCAGUGAUGCCUAUUCAGCUGACUACCACACAGAGGCUUUGUUGCCACCUGGAAUGGGUCCCCGGAACUACACUCUGGACUACAACGAGUGCUUCUUCAACUUCUGUGAGUGCUGUCCACCAGAGAGGGGCCCUCCAGGACCCAUCGGAGAGAAGGGGUCGCCAGGUAUUCUAGGGCAGAAGGGCGAGAUGGGACCUCCGGGAGCAACAGGACCAGCGGGACUUCCUGGAGCUCUUGGACUGCAGGGAGAAAAAGGAGAUCCAGGACAACUGGGAGAGAAAGGGAUUCCAGGAAUACCAGGUUCUGCUGGUAAACCAGGAGAUAAAGGUGAACCAGGUCUUAAAGGAGACAAAGGAGAUAUUGGCUUACCUGGAUUGAAAGGUGAACUAGGGAGCAUAGGGGAAUCUGGCCAAAAUGGGAGCAAAGGAGAAAAGGGUGACAUGGGCCUGCAAGGACCAGAGGGACCUCCUGGACAAGAUGGCAUGAAGGGGAUAAAGGGUGAAAAAGGAGAAAUAGUGGAACAAAUAACAAUGGGGAAGGGAGAAAAAGGUAACAAAGGUGAACCUGGGCCUCCAGGACCUAAGGGAGACAUGGGCAAGCCAGGACUCAAUGGCACAGAGGGACUUCCUGGAAUAAUGGGCCAAAAAGGAGAUACAGGACCUCAAGGUCCACAGGGAGAGCCAGGUAAACGAGGACCACCUGGACCACCAGGGCAAAGAGGCAUGCAUGGUAUGAAAGGAAUGCGAGGUCUGAAGGGGGUACGUGGCCAAAGGGGAUUGAAGGGCGCAAAAGGAGAACCAUUCAUUCAGAAGCGCUCAGCCUUUAGCGUAGGACUCUUCCCGAGUAGAUCCUUCCCUCCUCCUGGCCACCCAGUCAAAUUUGACAAAGUCAUCUACAACGAGGAAGGACACUGGGACCCCUACAUCAGCAAGUUCAACUGCACUUACGGAGGUGUCUACGUGUUUUCCUACUACAUCACCGUUCGCAGUCGUCCUUUACGGGCCGCCUUGGUAGUGAACGGGGUUCGUAAACUGCGCACUCGCGACUCCCUCUAUGGCCAGGACAUUGACCAGGCCUCCAACAUGGCACUGAUCCGAUUGUCCUCUGGUGACCAGGUGUGGCUGGAGACACUGCGGGACUGGAAUGGAAUUUAUUCCAGCAGCGAAGACGACAGUACCUUUUCUGGCUUCCUACUCUUUGCUGACGCCACUAAGGAAUGA